UGACGUAGGCACGGCGUAUGCUGUCAAAGGAGAAAAAAUGGCGUCGAUAUCAGAAAUGUACGAUGUGGGUUGGGAAGAGAUGAGAGACAAGCUGCGUAAAUGGAGAGAAGAUAACUGCAGGAAUAGUGAGCAAAUUGUGGAUGUUGGUGAAGAGCUGAUCGGUGAACAUGCAUCUAAACUGGGAGAUGACGUAUGGAUUAUUUAUGAGCAGGUGAUGAUUGCAGCGCUGGACUGCAGUCGGGAUGACUUGGCUCUGACCUGUCUACAGGAACUGAGGAAGCAGUUUCCAGAUAGCCACAGAGUGAAGCGAUUAUCGGGCAUGAGGCUGGAAGCUUUGGAAAGGUACGAUGAAGCCAGCAAGCACUAUGAUGCCAUUCUCCAAGACGACCCCACCAAUACGGCAGCAAGGAAGCGCAAGAUCUCCAUACUGAAGGCCCAGGGGAAGAACGCUGAAGCCAUCCGGGAGCUCAAUGAGUAUCUGGAGCAGUUUGUUGGGGACCAAGAAGCAUGGCAUGAGUUGUCAGAGCUCUACAUCAACGAACAUGACUAUGGAAAAGCGGCGUUUUGUCUGGAGGAGCUGAUGAUGACCAACCCUCACAAUCACUUGUACUGUGAGCAGUAUGCUGAGGUGAAGUACACCCAGGGGGGGCUGGAAAACCUGGAGCUGUCCAGGAAGUAUUUUGCCCAGGCGCUGAGGCUGAACAACCGAAACAUGAGGGCAUUGUUUGGUCUGUACAUGUCUGCAAGUCACAUCGCUGCCAGUCCAAAAGUUAGUGCCAAGGUGAAGAAGGACAACAUGAAGUACGCUGCCUGGGCUGCCACUCAAAUUAAUAGAGCCUAUAAGAUGGCCGGUCGCGGGACCAAGGAGAGCAAAUGCUCCAUGAAGGCGGUAGAAGAGAUGCUGGAGUCCAUGCAGAUCACCAUGUCCUAGAUGCCCUCGUCUCCGCCUUCCUCCCACCCUCCUGUUCACACACAGCCGCUCGGAGAGACAUGGCAGCUCAAAUAGCCUUGCAAUGUGACCAGAACCGGAUCUCUGAAUCUUUUUUUUUCUUUUUUUCCCCUUGUUUUUCCUUUUAAGUUUGGCUUUGUAACUGAUUGAACUAGACACGGACAAUGGAAGACAUUUGUUUUACACAAGUGCUAAGGUUUCCCAACGCAUCUGGAACCUAAAACAGCAAAUUCCAAGUACUCCAAUUUAUUUAAACAAGUCCUACUUGGUAUUAAACCAGCUGUGAUUCCCCAUGUGACUGGAAUAUUUUUUCCAUCCCAUCCCAUGCUGUCUCUUAGGGCCAUGUCUAACCUAUAUAACUAAUUAACACAUCCACAUCAAGGCUAUAGCUGUGUGACCGGGAAAGAUAAGCUGUACAGUAAGAGCUAUUUAUAAAGACUAUGUGGAGACCCCACCUGUCUGCACUGAGGUCCUUUACUGUUUCUGUGCUAUCUGUAAAUGAAACAUCUUUAAUAUUUUUUUGUUUAAUCUAUCAAAAUGUCUUAAUAAAAGUAGAACUGAUUACCAAUACA
Anoplopoma fimbria (sablefish) is the source of this 1521-nucleotide messenger RNA. RefSeq names its product ER membrane protein complex subunit 2 (gene emc2). Gene Ontology annotation, cellular component: EMC complex. Lineage: Eukaryota; Metazoa; Chordata; Actinopteri; Perciformes; Anoplopomatidae. The record is from RefSeq and is a predicted model, not a curated record. Gene Ontology annotation, molecular function: protein binding. Gene Ontology annotation, biological process: protein folding in endoplasmic reticulum. The transcript has 11 exons. Bases 38 to 931 code for a protein of 297 amino acids.